AUGUUGCCUCUUCGGCGGCUGACCUCGACUUCGCGACGUACUAUGUUGACCUUUGCCAAAAAGUCGCUCUGGCAGGUGCCGCCUACCGCGGAGCCUCCAAUUCCCCAGCAGGAACUUGUUGACGAGGAGCUCUGUCCAACAAAUCCUGGGGAAGUACUGGCAGAGAGGUUUCAGCUACUCGUCAAAAUCGGAUGGGGAUCACAAUCUACUGUAUGGCUCGCCAGAGACAUUUCAAGAUUUAAAUGGCAACAUGAGCGAACAGUGGCUCUCAAAAUAAUUAACAGUAACAGUGCCGAUGAUGCUCGGCAUGAAAAGGAAAUUGAAAGCCAUAUCGCGCAGCAAAAUCCAGGACACCGGGGCCGCGUGAUUCUACGUACAUGUCUGGAUGAUGUCGAAGUAACUGGCCCUGACGGGAGGCAUAUAUGUCUUGUGUACGAACCGAUGAGAGAGCCUAUCUGGAUUCUACAGAGGCGUUUUGUUGAUCGCAGGAUUCCCUUGCUCAUUGCGAAGGCCUAUAUCUACUUCCUCCUUUCUGGUCUUGAUUAUCUUCACUCAGAGUGCAAAGUUGUCCACAGUGACUUGAAGCUGAGUAAUAUCCUCAUGAGCUUCGAAAACGAAAGCAUUCUUACCAACUUCAUAAAACGGCAACAAAAAAUGCAAUGCAAGAUUGACGGCAAGGGUGGUCGGACUAUCUACCGCUGCCAUAAUGACUUCGGUGCUCUUGACGGGCGAGAUAUCAAGAAUCUGGUUCCCAAAAUAGCAGAUUUCGGACUCGCAACAAGACUUGACAAGCCGGAUUCUCGAGAUGGAGUGGUAGGAAAGCAACUUGGCAUUUAUCCCAUCCAACCAGACUUCUACCGUGCUCCAGAGGUGAUCCUUGGUUGCGGUUGGGAUUUCAAGGCGGAUAUUUGGAACUUCGGUGUUUUGGUCACACCUCGCGGACAUGAUUGCUCUACUUGCCCCCCCCCCCCCCCCCCCCCCAAGGCAUUGCUCGCGAGAUCAAAGACUAUGUCGGACCAGAACUGGCCUCAGCCUGUUGUGAACGACUCUGGCAAACUGUGCAAUAAUGCUCAGGAAUUCUUUGGUGGUCCUUUCUUUGAUGCAGAAGGUGAAUUCCGCCAUAACGAGUUGAUUCCGUCUCGAAGCUUAGAGAAUACAAUCCCAUUCCUCCAACGGGAAGAUAAAGAGGCAUUUUUAUCCUUUGUUCGGCAAAUGCUCACUUGGCUCCCGGAGGAGAGGAAGACAGCUCGUGAACUGAUGGAUCAUCGGUUCCUCAAACUUGGAGGUUGA
Penicillium bovifimosum is the source of this 1290-nucleotide messenger RNA. RefSeq names its product putative serine/threonine-protein kinase. The record is from RefSeq and is a predicted model, not a curated record. Lineage: Eukaryota; Fungi; Ascomycota; Eurotiomycetes; Eurotiales; Aspergillaceae. The coding region runs from base 1 to 1290 and encodes 429 amino acids. Gene Ontology annotation, molecular function: protein kinase activity; ATP binding. The transcript is spliced from 6 exons. Gene Ontology annotation, biological process: spliceosomal complex assembly; regulation of mRNA processing; protein phosphorylation.